GAUCCACUUCUUCUUUGCAUGAGCUUACAAUGGCCAUCAUCAAGUUUGCUUUCUUCCUCUUAACUCUCUCUACUCUUCUUCAACCUUAUCAUGCUCGUCAUUUACUUGAUGCAUCUAUGUAUGGAAGACCACCACCGUUUCAGGCGGUGGAGGUGAUUCAGAUGGUGACCGAAGAACUCCGGUCACCUGAUCGUAAGUCGCCGUUUGAUGGCCAGGCGACUUAUGGUCGUGAGGACCCAAAUUCACCACCAUCACCUAAAAGUGCUCCACCUCAAGGCCAGACGACUUACGGUCGGGAUAACCCAAAUUCACCACCAUCACCGGAUGAUGCACCGUCUCAAGGCCAUGCGACUUACGGUCGUGAUAACCCAAAAUCACCACCGUCACCAGAAGAUGCACCGUCUCAAGGUCACCGGGCAUGGUGAAACAAGUAACCAAGUCUUAAAAGAACUAUCAAGUAAAGCGUCACCUACAAUUUGGUAUAACUAAAAUAAUUGUUUAAAGUUAGCCUAGUGGUAUCAAAAUGUUUAAAAAUAAAAUUAUGAAUAUAUUUAGUUUUCCAAAUGUAUUAUAACUCUAUGUCUCUAUGACAAUAAAUUCACAUGUGUUUUCCUAAUGUAUUAUAACUCUAUGUCUUUAUGACAAUAAAUUCUCAUGUGACAUGACAA
Molecule: messenger RNA, 668 nt
Organism: Helianthus annuus (common sunflower)
Lineage: Eukaryota; Viridiplantae; Streptophyta; Magnoliopsida; Asterales; Asteraceae
Product: basic proline-rich protein-like
Exons: 2
Coding region: 30-425 (131 amino acids)
Source: RefSeq, a predicted model, not a curated record